CAAAAGGAGCCGGCUGAAGUCGAGAAGAUCCUGGCAAAUAUCCGAUCAGGAUCACUCGAUGUCCCUGUUGUAGCUGUGCUUGUGCCCGUCAUUCCCGCGGAGGGCGAGGCGACGUUCACGCCCCCUGCCUACCUCGAAUCGCCGGGCAGCUCGACGCCGGCACUCGUCCCCUCUGCCAUCUUCACGAAGAACGAGCCGCGGGUCCGGGAGGCACUGCAGUGGGCGCUGAAGACUGGGCACACCGUCCACAUAGAUGUCCAAUGCGAUAUACGCGAGGUCGAGGGUGGCUGGGACGCACUGGAAGAGAUGCUGACGAGCAUGACCAUCUCCAAGGACGUCAAGGAGCUCCAUGGAAAGAUUGUCGUGUCGAAUAUCCUGCCGCCUCCGGACGACCUUGCGCUGCCGAUCGUGAAGCUGCUGACGCACCCGUCGUAUCGCAACUACCAGUCACACGCGGCCGCGCUUUCGUUAUUCGGCAACGUGUGGGUGAACCUGCUCCCUCCUGCGUGGGGCGCACCCGUCCCGUCUGCGUCGCAGAAGGAGCGCAACGAGUGGAAGCGCAGGCUCAAGAUGUAUAUCAGCCCUGUCGUCGAGGCAUUUGGGUUCCAGCGUAUCAUCUUCGGGUCUUCGCCGUCAUUGGCGUCGCAGGCGGGCGACUGGUAG
Molecule: messenger RNA, 663 nt
Organism: Postia placenta MAD-698-R-SB12
Lineage: Eukaryota; Fungi; Basidiomycota; Agaricomycetes; Polyporales; Adustoporiaceae
Exons: 4
Source: RefSeq, a predicted model, not a curated record